This is a messenger RNA of Melitaea cinxia (Glanville fritillary), 1167 nucleotides long. It is a transcript of the gene Rad51D, whose product is annotated as DNA repair protein RAD51 homolog 4. Gene Ontology annotation, cellular component: Rad51B-Rad51C-Rad51D-XRCC2 complex; replication fork; centrosome. The record is from RefSeq and is a predicted model, not a curated record. Gene Ontology annotation, biological process: reciprocal meiotic recombination; DNA strand invasion; telomere maintenance. Gene Ontology annotation, molecular function: ATP-dependent DNA damage sensor activity; four-way junction DNA binding; single-stranded DNA binding. Bases 1 to 990 code for a protein of 329 amino acids. The transcript has 5 exons. NCBI's taxonomy places the organism in Eukaryota, Metazoa, Arthropoda, Insecta, Lepidoptera, Nymphalidae.
AUGAAUUUAUUAGAUCUCAGAGAACACGUUUAUUUUACAGAAAGCAUACUUAAAACUCUAAAGCAAAAUCGUAUUUAUACUGUGUUUGAUUUUCUACAAGAAGAGGCAGAGAAGUUAUCAACUUUAACAAAACUAACUUUGCCACAAAUUUUAGAAAUAAGACAGGAAAUAUUUAAGAAACAUUCCGCAAAUCUUAUUAGUGGCACCACAUUAUUUAUAAAUAGCCUAACAUGUAAAAAUUUAGAUGAAACUUUAGGUGGUGGUAUCCCUGUUGGGCUUAUUACUGAAAUAUGUGGGUUAGCAGGCUGCGGAAAAACUCAACUUUGUAUGCAAUUAGCGAUUAACUCUGUAAAAGAAUCAGAUGAUUCAGUUCUUUAUGUUGAUACCAAAGGAGAUUUUUCAGCAAUUAGGUUACAAAAAAUCUUAGAUGCUAACGGGAUAUCCUAUAAGGAAAUGGCUAAGAUUAUGUUAAAAAUAAGAGUGGUUCGUAUUUGGAGCAUGGAAGAUUUGAUAAUACUUCUUGAAAAUAUAAAAAGUGGUGUUCUUAAAAUUGAAAAUUUGUCCCUAAUCAUUGUUGAUUCAUUACCAUGCCUCCUGUUUCAACAUUUUGGAGAUGAUAAUAAAAUAGGUUUAACAUUUUUAAAUAGAGUUGUAAAUAACAGCAGAUACAUUAGCAAAGAGUAUCAAAUAGGUAUUAUAUAUGUUAACAUUCAAACAAGAUGGGUUGAUCAAGAUGUUUCAGAUCCUGAAGAAAUUGAAUCAACAGCCACAGUGAAAGAUAACACAUACACAGAAAAGAGAAAUCGCUGUCUCGGAAAGUAUUGGCAAACCAUUCCAGCAUUAUUACUUGUAAUUGAAAAAUAUAGUGAUUACAAUGUUGAAAAUAACUAUGAGAACUGUGUUAUGAUUAAAGUUAUGGUUACAAGACAUUUUAACCCUUUAGUUGUUGAAAAUUGUAUUUUAAAAUUGAAUGCACUUGGUGUUACAUAACAAAUAAUUUAAAAUGACUUCAUUGUAGUUCUCGGCAGGCCUGUUAAGUUAACUAACAAAACUACAAAUUAAUUUUAGUCAAGAAUUGCAUUUAGUUCAAGUUUUUCUGAUAAUAUGACUAUUAUAUUUAUUUUUUAUUUGGUUCUCAUUGUCUUAAUUUUUCUUAAAAACGUAGUG